This is a messenger RNA of Crotalus tigris (Tiger rattlesnake), 922 nucleotides long. RefSeq names its product C-type lectin BpLec-like. NCBI's taxonomy places the organism in Eukaryota, Metazoa, Chordata, Lepidosauria, Squamata, Viperidae. The record is from RefSeq and is a predicted model, not a curated record. The coding region runs from base 131 to 685 and encodes 184 amino acids. Gene Ontology annotation, molecular function: signaling receptor activity. The transcript has 7 exons.
UCCAUCUCGAUUUCGUGCCAGGCCCACCUGAAGGCUACUUAAUGGUUGCUCAGAAAGUAAGAGUCCCCCAGUCCAACCGUCCACCAACUCAACCUCCCCAGUUGAAGAACUUUGCAAGGAAAACCAGAAGAUGGGAUUCUCCAUGUACAUCGGCCUCUGUUGCCUUGGAAUAUUGAUCACCAAUCCUUUUUUGGGCGCCCAGGCUGCGUCGUGCCCCAGAGACUGGUUGCAGAAAGAGGGGAACUGCUAUGGAUAUUUUGAUGCUAAACUAAGUUGGGAUGCUGCUGAGCUUGAGUGCCAGACCUAUGGGCCAGGAUGUCACCUUGCCUCUAUCCUCAGCUUCCAUGAGUCCUCACUGGUGUCUGCAUAUGUCAAAGAUAAACAGGGAUCACCUGGCCCUGUCUGGAUGGGGCUCCGUGAUAUCUCUGGGGGGGGACCACUUCAUCCUGACAGUAUAAUAACAAAAGUGCAUUGCAAGCGGCCUUCCACUUCUACUUUGAAGAAAAGGCGAUGGAGAUGGGCUGAUGAAUCCACCUAUAAUUACAAAUCCUGGCAGGUAAACCAGCCAGACAACUAUAGAAACAAUGAGCACUGUGGGGAGCUGACAAAUUACUCAGAUUUUAAAUUGUGGAACGAUAACUUUUGUGGCAAUUCAAAUGCUUACAUCUGUAAGUACCAACUGUAGAGCCACCUGGACUACAGAAGAUGGGAUGCAACCAGAAGCAACUACGAAAUACCUGCAAAUUUUAUUGACACCCUGUUGAUUUUACUGCCUCUGAAUCAUCCAAAUGAAAGAUCAGAUCUUCUCCAGUGCUAUCCAACAUUUCGUCUUAGCACAGGCAACUUCACCAUUACCCUGUUCUCCUCCCUUUUCUCAAUGAAAAUACAAUUUCAAUAAAUCCUCUGUAGCAGAUAUAUAAUA